Messenger RNA from Diachasmimorpha longicaudata, 2044 nucleotides. RefSeq names its product pancreatic triacylglycerol lipase-like. Gene Ontology annotation, biological process: lipid catabolic process. The record is from RefSeq and is a predicted model, not a curated record. The transcript has 7 exons. Lineage: Eukaryota; Metazoa; Arthropoda; Insecta; Hymenoptera; Braconidae. Gene Ontology annotation, molecular function: triacylglycerol lipase activity. The coding region runs from base 373 to 1989 and encodes 538 amino acids.
UUGCCUAUGGCUGCCCAAGAGGAGAGGAAGCAACAUUUAUUUAAGUCUUUGAACUCAUUUGCAAUCGCCCUUAUGUAUCACUGAAUUUGUUGACAGCCCAGAAAUAUCAACGAGCUUAUCACGCGUCUCGCCAGACAUUUGCGUCAAUCGGUUUUUCCAUUUUCACUGUUAUCACCGAGUUUUAAUCGACUGUAGUUAACGGGGCCGGAUUUAGUCUGAGAGUGGGACGAGACUGAACGAUAUUCUGUGCUCAGUGAGUCUGUGACAAUGUGAAUGGUGCGGUGGUGGAGAGUAACAGAGUGGCGUAACCGAACUGUGAUUAAUCGAUUAAAUAGUCAUUAAUUUGGGGGAAGGGAAUUUAUUCGGGGGAAAAUGAUUUUCAACGAUACUCUGCUGGUGCUGACGUACACCGCGGGGAUGAUGGCCACCCUGUCCAAUGAUACUAAGGACAGGGGUGGUGGAGCUGGGGGAAAACUCCAGAAUGUCACCACCACGACGAUGUCACCGGAGGAGGCAGCGAAUAAUUUUGAUUUGGAAGACGAGUGGCACCUGUGGCGAUGUUACCACCCCUACGGUUGCUUUUACAGCGGCGCCCCCUGGUCCGGGGAAAAUCGUCCAGUUUCCGCUUUCCCCGGUCGUCCUGACAGUGUCGACCCUCAUUACCUGCUCUACAAGAGAGGCAGCUCCUCACACCACGAGCUGCUGAUAGACAAUUUUAAAACCAUUAAAUCAUCCCCGUUGAACAACACCCUCACCACAUACAUCAUCAUUCACGGGUACCUUGACAACGGAGACAAAUCUUGGAUUUUGCGAGCGAAACAAGAGUUGCUCCUGCGGGAAGAAUGCAACGUGAUAGUGGUGAACUGGAUUGGUGGUGCUGGUCCACCCUAUCCCCAGGCAGUAGCUAACACCCGCCUGGUGGGUGCAAUGACGGCAAGACUAGCCUCACAGCUGAUAGAAGUGGGUGGAGUACAGCCACGACGUAUUCACGCCAUUGGCCACAGUCUGGGUGCCCAUACCUGCGGAUACCUGGGCUAUCAGCUUCGAUCGCAGUACGGCUAUCACCUCGGACGGAUAACAGGUCUCGACCCCGCUGAGCCCCACUUCAGCAACACUUCGCCGAUGGUCAGGCUCGAUCCGACCGAUGCCGACUUUGUGACUGCCAUUCACACUGACUCGAGUCCCUUCAUGACUGGGGGACUUGGGAUAAGUCAGCCAGUUGGACACAUUGAUUUCUAUCCUAAUGGGGGUAAAAAUCAGCCGGGGUGCAACAAUGGGGUGCUCAACUCCAUUACCAUUGAGAAGGGGAGUUUUGUUAAAGGAAUCAAGAGAUUCCUGGGGUGCAAUCACAUUCGCAGUUACGAUUACUUUAUCGAGAGCAUCAACACCGUCUGCCCAUUCCUGGCAGUCCCCUGCUCCUCAUGGAAUGACUUCCAGCAGGGGAGCUGCUUCGAUUGCGUCGGCCAAUACUGCCCCAGACUGGGCUUCGACGCCCAUCCAGGGAAUUAUCACGCAUCCGUGUACCUUAUGACAGCGUCGGAGAAGCCUUUCUGUCGGGGUCAUUACAAAGUGUCGAUAAACAUAUCAAAGACUGAUGAGAGUGUCCAGCACGGCGGAGAUGUCGGAAUUUUCGUCAUCAGGGUAAUCGGGGCUGGGGGCAAGAUGUCGGAGAGAAUUCCCCUGAGCGAAACAUCCCGGUACUAUGAACCUGGCUCAUCGCACACUCUAGUGCUACCGGGUGAUCUCGUGGGGAAGCCAAUGGCAGUGGAAAUCAUGUGGGAGUAUCAGACAUCCGUCUUUAAUCCUUUAACCUGGAGAUUUCUCGAAGUGCCGAAGGCUUUCAUCGAUUCUCUGAGGAUCGAUAGCCUCGAGUUUGCUGCAGGAAUCACAGUCUGUCCUGACGAAACAAAGGAACUGAUGGCAAACGACCCGAGAAUCCUGACAGUUGACAAUUGUCGUCACGCGGACGUAAACGUUGUGACGACGUGAAUAAAAAAAAUUUCCGUAUUGCAAUUAAAAUAAAAUUGGACAUAACAAUGAUAAA